Molecule: messenger RNA, 3193 nt
Organism: Syngnathoides biaculeatus (alligator pipefish)
Lineage: Eukaryota; Metazoa; Chordata; Actinopteri; Syngnathiformes; Syngnathidae
Gene: nck2a
Product: NCK adaptor protein 2a
Exons: 7
Coding region: 1328-2500 (390 amino acids)
Biological process (GO): negative regulation of PERK-mediated unfolded protein response; negative regulation of endoplasmic reticulum stress-induced eIF2 alpha phosphorylation; positive regulation of translation in response to endoplasmic reticulum stress
Molecular function (GO): protein binding
Source: RefSeq, a predicted model, not a curated record
AACCCACGCAGGCACGUGGAGAACAUGGAACCCUGGACCUCAGAACUGUGAGGCUAACGUUUUCCUUCUGAUCCACUGUGCCGCCUUGGGAUUAUCAAUGUGAGAAAAUUUCGCCUAAAAUGAAAGUGGCUGGAAUGGCCCCUUCAACCUGAGCACAAUGCAAAAUCAAGAUUAUGAUUUCUGGAGAAAUCGAGCCUUUAUGGUGAAUGUUUCUGCGUCAUAUCGCCCGACGGGAAUCCUGCUCAAAAAUGUGUUUAAAUCAAGAGUACAACUGUAUAACUUCAUUCAUUCUCAACAUAUCUGCUGAAAUCUUUCAUUUCCCGCAAUACUCGAAAACUCCUCCGCUGACAAGUUCAAGGCAAAAAAUAUCCACCGACAACCUCGCGUGGCUCAAGGUUCUCCGAGUACACGCAUCAAAAUUAAUGUUCCGAACGGCGUUGCUUGCUCAAAAUGCGCAAAUAGCGUAAAUGGAACAUUCGGCAGGUCGCAUCGUAGGAUGACUGGUUCGAACGUUGGCCUCACAGUUCUGAGUAUCUAGUUCAAAUCCCGGCCCCAACUGUGUGGAGUUUUCAUGUUUUCUCUCUCCUUGCGUGGGUUUUCCCUGGGCUCUCCGGUUUCCUACCACAUCCCAAAAACAUACAUUAAUUGGACACUAAAUUGCCCGUAGGUGUGAUUGUGAGUGGGACUGUUGUCUGUCUUCAGGGUGUACUCUGCCUCCUGCCUGAUGAUAGCUGGGAUAGGCUCCAGCACUCCUGCGACCCUUGUGAGGAUAAGCAGCUAAGAAAAUGGAUGGAACAUUCAUUGGAAGAGCAGUGUUGGCAGUAGAAUAGAUUCUGUCUGCCCUGCGACUGGCAGCCAACCAGAUCAGGGUGUGGCUCCCCCACUCCUGCCCGAAGAUAGCUGGGAUAGGAUCCAGCGCUCCCGCAACCCUUGUGAGGAUAAGCGGCUCAGACAAUGGAUGGAGGGACACUCCUCGCGGUUUCGAGAGCUGUUGGUGUAUGACGUUUUGACUACGUCAGAAGUCUACGUCAUAGUGAAACGGUGGACCGCUUUGUUGUAAUGUUGGAUUCCAGCGGGCCUCCAGUACCAGUCCCGGCGUUGGUGACGUCACCGCUAGGACCGGCGAUCAAAAAGUCAACCAUCGAACGGGGAGAUUCGAACCGGAAAUCAGAGCUUCCUUCAGGCGCAAAGUCGACGGCUCAAUGGACACCAAAACAGAAAUCGCCAUCCGCCAUCUUGAUACUCCCAAAACAACCAUGCCGACCUGUGCGUUAAUCGCCAGUUUCGUGGUUGUGAGAAAACAUUCCACAGGGGGACUCCAUGAAAGAUGACAGAGGAGGUGAUUGUUGUAGCCAAGUGGGACUACACAGCCCAGCAGGACCAGGAACUUGACAUUCGAAAAAAUGAGCGCCUGUUCCUCCUGGACGAUUCCAAAACGUGGUGGCGCGUCCGCAACGCCGCCAACCAGACGGGCUACGUUCCGUCCAACUACGUGGAGCGAAAGAACAGCCUGAAGAAAGGCUCACUGGUCAAGAACAUCAAGGACACGCUAGGUUUGGGAAAAACAAAGAGGAAAACAAGCGCCCGCGACGAUUCGCCGACGCCGAGCUCCGACACCGAAUACCCGACCAACGGCAGCGGGGGGACGGGAGGAGGAAGCGGCGUCGGGGCGGCGGAGCGGAUCAACGACCUCAACAUCCCCGCCGUGGUCAAGUUCGCCUACGCGGCGGAGAGGGACGACGAGCUGACGUUGACGAAGGGUUCCCGGGUGGUGGUGAUGGAGAAGUGCAGCGACGGGUGGUGGCGAGGCAGCCAGGCGGGCCGCGUGGGUUGGUUCCCCUCCAAUUACGUGCAGGAGGAGACUGGAGGGCCCGAUGACCGGGAGGGGGGGGAUGCCUUACGGAUAUACCACACGCAAGGGACCCCGCUGGCCAACGGGACCGCCGGCGCCCUGGACCUGGUCCAGACCCUCUACCCUUUCAGCUCCGUCACGGAGGAGGAGCUCAACUUCGACAAGGGCGAAGUCAUGGAGGUGGUGGAGAAGCCGGAGAACGACCCCGAGUGGUGGCGGUGUAAGAACUCGCGGGGCAUCGUGGGCUUGGUACCCAAAAACUACGUCGCGGUGCUGGACGAGCCGCCCCGCACGACCGUCUCGCCGCACAACCGCCACGUGGCGCCGGCGCGCACGGGCCGGUUCGCCGGGAGGGACUGGUACUACGGCAACGUCACCCGGCACCAGGCCGAGCGCAUUCUUAACGAGAGAGGGGACGACGGCGACUUCCUCAUACGGGACAGCGAGUCGUCGCCCAGCGACUUCUCGGUGUCCCUGAAGGCGGCGGGCAAGAACAAGCACUUUAAAGUGCAGCUGUGCGACGGCGUCUACUGCAUCGGCCAGCGCCGCUUCGCCUCCAUGGAGGAGCUGGUGGAGCACUACAAGAAGGCGCCCAUCUUCACCGGCGAGCACGGGGACAGGCUGUACCUGGUCAAAGCGCUGCUGUGAGGCUUGAAGUGGGGGGUGGCAAAAGUUGCGCUAACGCCGUUUUACGAAUCCGAGCCUUAUUUGGACCUCACCUUACUAAAGGCCGUCAGGUAAAACUCACUCGAGCUCGUGUGGCGGGUGAGCACGGAGGGGUCCCCCCCCCACCACCACCACCACCACCACCACCAACCGCCGGGGUCUUAAAACUCCCGACGUGAUGUCACACGCGUCACGUUCAAGUACAACCUAACACCUUUGCUCUUAAUGCAAACACAGCCGGGGGGGGGACAAAACUCGACAACUAAACAUUGAUUUAUUUGUCUUUCAGUGUCUUCUCUUUUUCCUCGUUUGAAUUUCAAUUCCUCUUCAGAGGUGUCGACCGUUGCGACGACUGCGGGAAGCGAGCGGAAUCUUUUUGUCAAAACAUUUUUCAGUCGUCCGCGAAUGCAACGGAGCCGACUGACGAUUCGUGUGCCAAAUAUUACGAUUUUUUUAUUUUUUUUUUUUUUGUUUCUCAUCAGAUUCCAAGAAAACCAAAACAUUGACUUCAUUAAUAAUUUCAAACAAUUCUUUUUCUGUCGGGGGUUGGUGACACGCGUUAUUAUAUAUAGAUAUAUGAAAAAUCUAUCUGAAUGUUAUUGAACAUUAUUUAAUUCUCGUCUCCACUGUAUGUACAUAUUCCUAAAUAAGACACCAAGCGCUCGGGCAUCCAAA